GUAGGAAAGGGACUUGACACUAAAUCAUGACUGAUGGGUUAUAUAGGGAUGGGACUGCUUUCUCUUUUUUUUUUUCUUUUCAGGUGCCUCAUCAGCUUUUCAGACUUUCAUAGUUUAUUCGAACUCCGCUCCAGGUUUACCAUCCAACCUUUCUUACAUUGGAGGGGUUUUGGUGUUUCCAUGUUAGCAGAGCACUCAGUAGCCACGAAAUUGACUCAGUGUCAAAAAGAAAAGGAGAGAUCUCCGAAGAUACCUGAGUGGCACUGUUAUGUUUUAGGCCACUGCACGACAAAGGGAAAAGAUUAAACUGAAUGAUAGCAUCAUCACCAAGGCUCAACCGAAAAUAUGCGACUAGGUAUCCAUGGCCUUGUGAACCCGACGCCUACUGGACAGCACUAUGAUCGCGUCAGCGACCACCGCCAGCAAUCACUCACAU
Molecule: messenger RNA, 436 nt
Organism: Neurospora hispaniola
Lineage: Eukaryota; Fungi; Ascomycota; Sordariomycetes; Sordariales; Sordariaceae
Exons: 1
Coding region: 34-306 (90 amino acids)
Source: RefSeq, a predicted model, not a curated record